Bolinopsis microptera is the source of this 1678-nucleotide messenger RNA. RefSeq names its product meiosis-specific nuclear structural protein 1-like. Gene Ontology annotation, biological process: cilium organization. The transcript is spliced from 10 exons. NCBI's taxonomy places the organism in Eukaryota, Metazoa, Ctenophora, Tentaculata, Lobata, Bolinopsidae. The record is from RefSeq and is a predicted model, not a curated record. Bases 12 to 1517 code for a protein of 501 amino acids. Gene Ontology annotation, cellular component: motile cilium.
CAUCACAAGCCAUGUCAGCUAUGAUGCGUCGGGCUCAUGGAAGUACCAGCCAUGCUCAGCAGGAAAAAUUGAGAGCAGAAAAUCGGAGGCGCGAAGAGUUCAUUGAAGACAACAAUCGCAUGCUGAAGACAGAAUGUAUGAUAAAUGCUAACAUUCUUGCAGAAGAAAAAGUUGACAGCAAGAUUUUAAUCAGAAGACUACAAAGAGAAGCCCAGGAAGUUGAAAUGGAUAAAGCUUUACAAGAGAGCCAAACAGCGAAAGCAACACGUGAGCAGCAACUCCAGCAAGAGGAGGAGCUUGCCCGGGAGAUGGCAUCUCUGCGAACCAAAGAGAUGCAAGACAGCAAGUUGAGACAGCAAAUCAGGGAGACUAGCCACGAGAUAAGAGAGUUGGAGGCAAAGCUGAAAGCUGGUUACAUGAACAAGGAGCGUGCAGCACAGAUGGCUGAGAAAGAAGCUAGACGACAAGAAGAAAAGUAUUACGAGGAACAAUUGGCAAAAACUCUCCAAGACGAAUGGGAAAGAGCUCAGGAACUUGAAAGAGAGCAAGAGAGACUAAAGUGGGAGUCGAGUCAAAUGUACCAGCAACAGUUGGAGUAUCAACUUGCUGAACAAGAGGAAGCUAAACGGAAGGCAUAUGAGGACUUCCUUCGAGAGAAACUUCUCAUUGAUGAGAUCGUUAGGAAGAUAUUUGAUGAAGAUUUAAGAGAGACAGAGGAUAGACUCAAAAAACAACACCAGACACAAGAAUUCAUCGAGGAAUUCAAGAAAGCUCGAGAAAUGUGGAAAGAAAACGAACGUCUGCAACUUGCAGAGGAGAACAGAAGAAUUCUGGAGUUUGCCCAGCAGCAACAGACACGAGAAAGUGACAGAAUGGCAGUAAGGAUUGCUGAGGAGGAAGCAAAGGCCCAGGUCAGAAAUGACCUGGCUAACAAGCUUGCUAAACAAAACCAAGACAGAGAUGAACUUCAACAGAUCCGAGACGAACUGGCAUGGGAGGAAGAAGAGGAACAAAACAGACUUCGAGAAAGGGCGGAACGAGAGCGACAGAUAAGAAUGCGAUUGGAGCUGCAGGAGGUCGAGCGACAACAGUUACAUGUUAAGCAAGUUAAGAAGCAUGCUGAAAAAGAGGAAGACGACCGAUUCAGACAGGAGAUGUUGGCUAAAUUUGCCGAAGAUGAUAGAAUCGAACAAAUGAAUGCACAAAAACGUCGUAUGAAACAACUCGAACACAAACGAGCCGUAGAGGCCCUUAUCGAGGAUAGACGAAAACAAUUCGAAGCUGAAAAGGCGACCGAGAUGGACGAGAUGGAGCAAGAAAGGUCGAGGCAAGAAAUGAGACAACAGAUAAUUGAAGAGGAAAGGCAGAAACUCCUUAAAGAGCACGCCAAGCUGCUCCUGGGCUUCAUGCCAAAGGGGGUAAUGAGAGACAGCAAAGACUUAUCGCUCUUCGACGACGAAUUUAGGACGAACUUCGAGCCUAAGGAAGUUGAUUUCUUCGAUGAAAAGAACUGGUGAACUGUGUAUAUCUAUUGAAUAACAAUGCUUGAAUGUGAAGUUGGACAAAAAAGAUAUUAAAAUUACGACUACCUAAUUUUAGAUCAUAUUAUGGUAGCUGGACUUCUGAACCUAUUCGAUAUAUUUGUCAAACGCUUUUGUAAACAAAACGUAUCAAUAAA